This is a messenger RNA of Archocentrus centrarchus (flier cichlid), 4489 nucleotides long. RefSeq names its product protein kinase C, theta (gene prkcq). The record is from RefSeq and is a predicted model, not a curated record. Gene Ontology annotation, biological process: protein phosphorylation. Lineage: Eukaryota; Metazoa; Chordata; Actinopteri; Cichliformes; Cichlidae. Bases 318 to 2477 code for a protein of 719 amino acids. Gene Ontology annotation, molecular function: ATP binding; diacylglycerol-dependent serine/threonine kinase activity. The transcript has 18 exons.
GCAGCUUCAGCUGCGAUUACUAAACUUCACUGGGCGCUCCUCUGUCUUUAAGGUUCUUUAAAGUGUUGAGGGUGGAAAAAAAAAAAAAAACUCCCUGCCUCCUCCCCUCUGCCAGCCCCAUCUUUCCUGUGGAAGAAGAGGGGCAGUUGGUGUGCGCUGCGGUGGAGGAAAGGUGGUUCACAGCAACACGGGAGCUCUAAAAUCUGACAAAUCUCAUCUGUUUCACAUCCAUUCAAGAUAAGAGGGCAUCAACCCGGGCGCUCCGUGGAGGUUGUUUGGAUAUUUGAGUGGAGGUCAGACGGUAAAAGUCCGCAGACAUGUCGCCUUUCCUGCGGAUCGGAUUCUCCCACUUUGAGAUGGAUCCUAGUCUGGCUUACCAUGAGGAGGUGCUGAACCCAUACUGCGCUGUUUAUAUGAAGGAGGCCAUUGACACAGAGAAGGGUCAAGUGUACAAGCAGAAAAAGCCCACCAUGUAUCCCCCCUGGAGCACCACGUUCGAUGCACACGUCCACCGCGGGCGCAUCAUGCAUGUGAUGGUAAAAGACCGGACAGCCGAGCUCAAGUCUGAGGCCACGGUGGCUCUGGACUCGCUGGCGACGCGGUGCAAGAAGGAGAACGGCAAGCUGGAGAUUUGGUUGGAGCUGAAGCCGCAGGGACGCAUGCUCAUGGAGGCUAGAUAUUAUCUGGAGAAAAGUGAUGCUGCAGGUCAGACCGACGGAGACCCAGAGUCCGAGCGGGAGAGAGAGGGCCUGUUCACUCUCCAUCAGCGACGCGGCGCCAUCAAGCAGGCCAAAGUUCACGUGGUCAAGUGUCACGAGUUCAGCGCCACGUUCUUCCCUCAGCCCACCUUCUGCUCCGUCUGCAAAGAGUUUGUGUGGGGUCUUAACAAGCAAGGCUACCAAUGCAGACAGUGCAAUGCAGCUAUCCACAAAAAAUGCAUAGACAAAGUUAUCGCCAAAUGCACUGGUUCAGCCAUAAACAGCAAGGAAACGAUGAUCCACAAAGAGCGCUUCAAGAUCGACAUGCCUCACAGGUUUAAAGUCUACAAUUACAAAAGCCCCACCUUCUGUGAGCACUGCGGGACUCUGCUGUGGGGGCUCGCCAAGCAGGGGCUCAAAUGUGAGGAAUGCAGCAUGAAUGUGCACCAUAAAUGCCAGAAGAAAGUAGCCAACCUCUGUGGGGUCAACCAGAAACUGAUGGCUGAGGCUCUGGCCGUCAUUGGGAGCAAACAGCAGGCAAAAAGCACCAGAGACUCCGACAUUAUUGGCCGGGAAGGUCCAGUUACUGUUGCCCAGCCGGGAGUAGUGCGAGCUCCAUCGGGGCAAGUUAUGAGUUCACCAGCCUCGGGUAUACCUGCAAGCAAAGAUUAUCAGGGCGUUUCAUGGGAGGGACCAGCAGAUGUCAGCAGGUCGGUCAGCGAGGUGUUGCCAGAAGAGCCUCUGUACGCUGUUCCGAGGAAAGAUCACCAACCCAAGUUCACCAUCGACGACUUCACCCUGCACAAGAUGCUCGGGAAAGGCAGCUUUGGCAAGGUGUUUCUAGCAGAGCUGAAAAAGAGCGGGGAGUUUUUUGCAGUGAAGGCUCUGAAGAAAGAUGUGGUGCUGAUGGACGAUGAUGUUGAGUGCACCAUGGUAGAGAGGAGGGUUUUGUCUCUAGCCUGGGAAAAUCCCUUCCUCACACAUCUUUACUGCACCUUCCAGACUAAGGAAAAUCUGUUCUUUGUAAUGGAGUAUCUGAAUGGAGGGGAUCUCAUGUUCCACAUCCAAAACUGCCACAAGUUUGGCUUGCACAGAGCCACCUUCUAUGCAGCUGAGAUCAUCUGUGGGCUCCAGUACCUGCACUCUAAAGGAAUUAUUUACAGAGACCUGAAGCUGGAUAAUGUGCUGUUGGACUCAGAUGGUCAUAUAAAGAUAGCGGACUUCGGCAUGUGUAAGGAGAACAUGAAGGACGACAUACGGACCUCCACCUUCUGCGGGACCCCAGACUACAUCGCCCCAGAGAUCCUGCUGGGUCAGAAGUAUAACAGCUCUGUGGACUGGUGGUCGUUCGGAGUGCUGCUGUACGAGAUGCUGAUCGGUCAGUCUCCGUUCCACGGGCGCGAUGAAGAGGAGCUGUUUCAGUCCAUACGGACAGACAACCCCAUUUAUCCCAACUGGCUCAGCAAAGCUGCCAAGGACAUACUCAUCAAGCUGUUUGUGAGGGAACCAGAGGAGCGUUUGGGAAUCAAAGGGAACAUCAGGCAGCACAGCUUCUUCAGCAGCACAGACUGGAACGCUUUAGAGCAACGACAGGUGCCGCCGCCUUUCAAACCAACCAUAACGUCACCCAGUGACUGCAGUAACUUUGACAAAGAGUUCAUCAACGAGAAGCCCAGGCUAUCGUGUGCCGACCGCACGCUCAUCAACAGCGUCGACCAGACGAUGUUCAAAAACUUCUCCUUCAUAAACCCCGGGAUGGUUCGCAUCGCCGCACGCUGACCGCCCGAUCAAAAGGCUACAACCUACAAACAAGCUGCUCACUCACAACCAGCAGUUACUGUAACUGGAACAUACUUUGGAAUGUGAAUGCGGGAAAACUCGGCUCUAUUCAGAAACAGGAUGAUGGUAACCACUAACCGGAUAUUCCUGGGUAUAAGCAGAUACAACACAACUGUGACCAGAUCUGUAACUUUUACACAAAUACCUUUAAAAUGUUCCUGUAGUUAGCUGUGAUACCUCAGAGUUUAGUCAGCUAAAGAUAUACAUUUUCUUAUAGUGUAAUUCUGACAGCACGUAACUGGCGUGGUUUUAUUUUGUCAUAAAACUAUUCGCACAUUGCACACUUGUCCAAAUAAUCAAAAAAAAAAAAAAGAGGGGAAAUGUUCAGCUGACAUGUUUUGAGGCCUGUACUAUGAAGUUGGAUUUGGGGCUUAGCGAAGUAACUUUAGGUUUAAGUCUGGGUUUUCAAAGUCAGCAAGCCGGUUCACAUCUUAACAGUGUCCUAACAUAAGCUAACCUGCUCCAGACUGCAUUAUGACCUACACUCACAUGCAGAACCAUCACUUAGUGAUCAAUCAGUUGUCUGGAAAACAGCAUCACUAUUUCUGGAAGAUUCCACAAACCUCAGUGUGCUGAUAGUAAAACGGUCUGUAAAUUUUAAAGACCCAAAUUUUUAUGUUGUUCUCAAUCUGGGUACUUAAGCCUUUUAUUUACUACUUGCAAGUAAGUCAACAUACCAUUUUAAUUAUAUUUUUUUUUAUAGCCAUAAUCAUAAGACAGUAAUAGUGAUAGCUCUACUAAGUCCUCAGUCACACAAGCAUUGAGACUAGUUGGCGAUCCCCUGGCAACUACCAGUCGCUGGGGUAAAGUGUGUGUUUCCCACCAGUUGGUGGGUGAAAUUGGUCGUAAAAAGGGUGCUGCACCAAAAACCUUCCUUUUUGGAUUCCUUUGGUUGCCUGUAGUUUGCAGUGAAGAUGCUGAAUUUUCUGCAAACACUCAACAAGCAGUGAAACUCAAAAGUGCAAUGCAAACUGUAAAUGGAGACUUUGGGGUGGACGGUAAAUGUUGCACCCUAAAUGUGCAACUUUUACUUUGAAGGUUUGUGUCACACUGACCACAGCAAUCUGCCAGCAACCACGGCAAUCACAAGGUUUUUGGUGAAGCGCCGUAUACCUCUUUGCAACCACUUUCAUCUAGCGACUCCCAGCAAGCCCUCGCCAACUGGUUGGGCAAUACAUUUUUACCUAGUGGAUGCCAUGGGGGACGCUGGCUGGUCUCUAGGCCCACCUCAGUGGGUCCUUUUGGUCAGUAAACUGGGUUUACCGUCACUUGAAUGUUAAUAAAGUCCAGACAGAUAUUUGCAUGCCAUUUUAUGUUUUUUAAUCUGAAAAAUACCCUACCAUGAAAACAGUUGAUGAAGAUGAGUUGGGUUAGCUUCGAAGCAGCAGACCUGUCCACCUAUGUGAUUGGUCAUCAUAUGAAUGUGCUCAUAGCUACACUGGGAAACCCUGGAUGGACUCAGCCAGUUUAUAACCACCUUCGAUCGCCAUUGUUAGUGUAACUGAAGGCAGAUAAGCUGAAGGUAUUUGGUAGUACAGGCCUCGUGCUUAUUGGGCUGUAUCUAUAAAUAGAAAAUGUACUUGUAGUAAUUUUAUGGUGCCUCAGAAUAUUUUAUGAAUUUCUUCCAAGUAAAUCAAACUGAGAAAGUUGGUUCAACCAGAUGAAAUCUAGUUUUCUUGUCCUAUUCCACAGUAUAAACUUUUUUUUAAAUUAUUUUAUUGCCUCUUUUUUUUUGGUAUGUAAAUAAAUCAUCUGAUUCAUCUGAUAUACUGUACUGUCACUUGGUUGUAGAUCUGUUAAUGUAUUGAAGUUUAAUAACAGGGUUAUUGUUUACAUGUGUUUUCCUAUUAUUGUAUCUCAGGAGUUUUGUUGUUUUAAUGAUCAGGUUCUCCCUGCUUACUGUAGUUUUGAUGUUCCCUUCAUUGUGAAUUCUGUACAAUAAAGUGUGUAUG